This is a messenger RNA of Ectocarpus sp. CCAP 1310/34, 357 nucleotides long. NCBI's taxonomy places the organism in Eukaryota, Phaeophyceae, Ectocarpales, Ectocarpaceae. The record is from the annotation of a GenBank genome assembly.
AUGGAUGUCCUAGUCAUGUUUGGCUUGUCGGUGGCGGUCACAUACCAGAUCUUGUGGGAGGUGAUCGAUGCCAUCAACAACACGCCUGCGGUUGGGGCAUUUGACUUCCCCCUGACCGAGGAAGGCUGUAUGCGAAACGCCAACAGAUUCAAGGACAAGAGCACCGAUGGCAUUUUUUCGUGGGUCGUCGCCGCCGUGGAUGGUCUGUUCAUCAAGGCCGAGGCUCCGCGUGCGAAAGAGACCAAAAAUGUCAUCGCGUGCUACUCUGGCAGCAAGUCCGCGUACGGCAUCAACGUGCAAGCGAUGUGCACCGCCGACUACCGGUUCUGCGCAAUGUCGGCGAUCUCUCCAGGCUCG